UUCCGGGAGAUGCUUGCCCUGGCGCGGUACACGUUGUGGCAGAGAAGUUUCAAUGCCACGUUCCGCUCUACCUCCACACCGCCCGGUUUCCCGGUCCCGUUCACGCGGAGACCCAGCACGGAAUUCUGGACCCCCGGACCGCACAGCCCGCUCCUCACUUCAACACCGCUCCGUGGCCACCUGGACGGUCGUGGCCAAUGGCCUGCCUGUGGCAUGGACGUCACGGUCCCGCUGGAACAGCCAGCCCCGGCCGCUGCGGGGAGAGGACCCGUCACGGACUCCUGCCCCGUUCAGGGGUCUCACACUAACAGACAGGCACCCCUCGGACCCCCUCCAACCUCUGACCGCCGAGGAGAGGCGGAUUCUCUGUCCGCAAUGUCAAGUACCCGAGGUGCACAGGGGGACCCACCGCAGAGGCGCCCUGCACCAAGCCCGCCUCGAAGCAACCCGCACAGUGUCCGACGUUGCCACCGCCAUCACUACAUUACGUCGCCUUCGUCCCGAACUGCUGGUGGAGUCCGCACCUGCCAGGCAGCCCACAACACAACCGGUUCCUCCGGUACCCGACGACGCCAUUCUCGACAUCACCGACGAUCUGAGGGCCCUUUAAGGGGGGAGGAGUGUGGUCGAGCACCACGAAGCUUUCUACACAAGCCCCUGGAUGGCGCUUCAGCAAGUGUCUCAACCUUGGCCUCCGAUAAGAGGGGCGUUGCUUCAAAGAUAAAAAGGCAGGGUGCGACAGGGGAAGGGAUCUUUUUCCGGGAGAUGCUUGCCCUGGCGCGGUACACGUUGUGGCAGAGAAGAGCAUCCCGUAUGCACCUGCAUUUCAAUUCCAAUCUGUAUUACAAGAAUGACAGACCACUCAACAGAGAUGAACAUCUGAAAGUGAAAGAGCUGGAAUGAAGAUACGUUAAUCUGUGUCAAAGGUUCUUGGUAUGUGUGCGAGUCGAGGACAUAGGUCUCAAGCUUAUUCCUGUCUUCAGAAGAGGUGACAACUAUGCUCCUUCUAUCUAUUAACCAGCUCCACUUUUUAGGGUUCCCUGUAAACUAAUGGAGCACAUCAUGUACUACCACGUUGUCAACUAAGUUGACUCUGUCAAUUUCUUUUUUUAAAUUCCAGCAUGGCUUUAGAAAAGGGUAUUCAGGCAAAACUAACGUAGUGGAAUUCGUUCACAGCAUUUCAAACUGUCUUGAUUUCUGGGUCCAUGUAGAUGUAGUAUUCUGUUUAUUUUGUAAGGGCUUUUGACACUGUGCUCUACGCUCGCGUGUUGGCCAAAGUAGCCUAAUUAAAAUUUGAUCCUGCUACCUGGAUAUGCAGUUUCUCAACUAACCGUAACUGUGGCGACAACUCGUGAGGAGAACCUAUCAUAUCGCCACCAUGCAGCAUUUGUUAUAUUACAAUCGCUUCACAUUUUAAUCUAGUCAAAAGCAAGGCCUUUUGGUGAUCGGUCUUGUAUAAUUACGUGCCCAUCCGUUAUGUAACACCACACUGGGUUCUUCAACCUAUGAGAGAGAAAUAAAUAUAUUGCCAAGUAAAUUGUCUACAAGGCUCGUUAUUCCAUUUCGCCACACUACCACAAGCAAUUGUUAGAGUAGUGGCCCAGGGUAUGAAGCUCGCCACUAAUCAUCAUUCAAACAAAGUUCAUAAUGUAAAAUGCUUUACUCAGAACACUGGCUUAACACAACAAUUAAGAAUAAAGAGAGUAAACGUUUCAUUGCCUAUCCAGGUGGCAUCAUCCCUCCAACAGAGAACAAUCAAAAACAACAUCAAAGGAGUCAAAUCGGUGGUCCGCAUUCCUUUCAUGCAAUGUAUUUCAUACGCUGUUUGGAGGGCACUGUGCCCUUCAGGCAUUUUGACUGUGCAUAUCAAGUUGAGUGCAUAGAAUCUGAUGCAACCUACAUUGGCGAGAUAGACAAAAGACGUGGGACAAGA
Messenger RNA from Ornithodoros turicata, 1933 nucleotides. RefSeq lists its product as uncharacterized. The transcript has 3 exons. The record is from RefSeq and is a predicted model, not a curated record. Bases 10 to 903 code for a protein of 297 amino acids. NCBI's taxonomy places the organism in Eukaryota, Metazoa, Arthropoda, Arachnida, Ixodida, Argasidae.